CUUAGGUGACAUAUUUUUCUUCCUUGUGCAUCAGCUGAUUUCUGUAAUCAAUAUUAGAAGUGUUACACUAUUUGAAAUUUUGUUAGGUAUCCAAUAUGAAUUUUAAUGUUGAUAUAAAGAAAAUGGUGAGAGAUGCGGGGACGGUUGUGAACAGGGUUGUUCAAAUGACUGGAGAAAAACUUGGCACUUCAGAGAAAACAGAACUUGAUGCACAUUUUGAAAAUUUGGCUGAGCGUUCUGACACAACGAAACUCUGGACUGAAAAAUUACUAAAAGAUACAGAAUCAGUUUUAACUCCAAAUCCUGGUAACAGAGUAGAAGAUUUUUUAUUUGAAAAAAUUGAGAAGAAGCGGCCUAAUAGACUUAGUAAUUUAGAAUAUCUUGGGCAAGAUAUGAUCGAGGCUGGAAAUGAAUUCGGGCCUGGGACAGCAUAUGGAGGUGCUCUGUUAAAAGUUGGCCAGUGUGAACAUAAACUGGGAAAAAUCGAGCGAGAAUUUAUUUCUAAUGCAAAUUCUUGUUUUCUCACACCUCUAAGGAAAUAUUUGGAUGGAGAAAUGAAAACAAUAACGAAUGAAAGGGGUAUUUUGGAGAGCAAAAGGUUAGAUUUGGACGCGUGCAAGAACAGGGUUCGAAAAGCAAGAAGCAUGAUUGGACAGCCUACGGCUGAAAGAGACUUGCGGACUGCUCAGUCUGAAUUCGAUAGGCAAGUUGAAAUAACUAAGCUACUUCUGGAGAGCGUUUCUUCAUCUCAUGCAUCUCACCUGCGAUGCCUUAACGAUUUUGUUGAUGCUCAACUGCUUUACUAUCAGCAGUGCGUUUCGACUGUCCAAGAGUUAAAGAAUGAACUAAAUAAUAUGUGCUCAAACGGAGGUAAAAAGUUGCAGCAAGCUAAAGUUCUUUGUGGUUACAAUGCUAGAGGUCCACAAGAAAUAUCAUUAAUAGCUGAUGAGAUAGUUGCAAUUGAGAAAAUUUCCGAUAACGAACCAGAUUUCGUGCUAGCUCAUAGAGGAGAACUGGUAGGACGUGUGCCGCUGGCAUACUUAGAGGUGCUUCCAUAACCUCCUUAAAAAAACUAAAUUAUUAACAUCUAGCUAUAUUGAAAGACUGCGCCUUUCUAGAAUAUCUAUGCUUUAAAUUAAAAGAAAAAAAUAUAUAUUAUCACAAUUAUUAGGUAGAGAUUACUGUAAAUCGAACUAUAACUUUUAAGAUCUGAUUAAAAGUAUAAAUAAUUUUCGCUUAGUUAUAAAAUUAAUAAUAAAAAAAUUUAAUGUAAAAUUAAUUGAUUAAAAAAAUUUCAUUCACCUUUUGGUAUUGCCACCUUAAAGGCGAUUCAAAGUUAGGCCUAAAUCAUCAGUUUAACAGCUGAUUUUUAUGGAUUAUAGCAAUUUGACUUCAGUCUCUCUUUUUUUUUUUCUCUAAUAUUUUAUAAUUCAUUUAAAUGUUUUUCUAUAUUCUGGCUUAGUAUAAUGUUUUGUAAAUAUGAUUAUUUUUUAAGUGCCAUUACGUGGUCAUGUAAGUACUUAGCAUGAACAUAUAGAUGACUAAGAAGUGAUUCCUCGUAUCCGCCAUUAUAAUCUUAUUAUAACAAUGAUUAAUGUAGUCAUGAUUUUUCAUAGAAAAGAAGAAAAAAAGUUUAAUGGAUUUACCAGUAAUGAGGUUCCACUUUUUAGUCAUAGAGAUAUAUUUAAAUAGUUGCAUUUCCUUCACAUUCCAUUUUCAAGUUUAUGUACAGUUAAUUAUUUAAUGUUUAUAUCAUUAUUGUUAUUUUCGAUUAAGAAAUAUUUUGUAAGCUAUUUUAAAGACAUUAUUGUUAUUAAAGUUCGAAUGUCUUCUAGUUGUUAUAUUAAAUAGUGUAAUUUUGUUAGCACCUUUGUAAAUCUUGAGUAAUACUAUAAUAAAGUCAAGCUUUUUUAUAAUUUAUUUAAUA
Messenger RNA from Nezara viridula (southern green stink bug), 1927 nucleotides. The record is from the annotation of a GenBank genome assembly. NCBI's taxonomy places the organism in Eukaryota, Metazoa, Arthropoda, Insecta, Hemiptera, Pentatomidae.